AUGUCUACUAUUAGGUGGAUUCAUAGGAGAAACAAAAAUUGUGAAAAGAGAAUAAUUUCUUUAAAUGAAAUAAAAGAAAAAUAUUCUUCAGAUAAUGUAAAAGAAAGAAAUAUAAAAAAUUCUAAAAGUUCUUAUGACAAAAAGGUAUAUGAGAGAAAUAAAUCAAUUAAGGAAAAAGAUAACAAAAAAAAAAAUUUUGGUAAAUUUUUUAGCACAGAAGUAAGACCAGAAGAAAUUUUAAAAAAUGAAGGUAUAAGAAAAAAUUUAAAUAUAUAUAUAAAUAAAAAAAAAAUUAAUGAAAAAGAUGGAAAAGAAAACAGAAGAAAAUGUAGUUCAGAAGUAUACAGAAAAUUUGUAAAGGAAGAUAAUGAAGAAAACAAUAUAAAUAAUUAUAUCAAUUUUAAUGAUCAAAAUGAAGAGAAACAAAAAGAAAAUGUGAAUAUCAACCUAGAUAUUAACAUUCAGUGGGACAAGAAUAAUUCCUAUGAAAAGAAUAAAAGUGAUAACAAUAAAGACUUUUUGAAAAAUAAUAUUAAUAUGAAAUAUUUAGAAGAUAAAAUGAAAAAUAAAUAUUCUAAUUUAUGUGGAAAACGGUAUCCUAGUAAUGCUUCAUAUUUAAGUGAUUCCUUCAUUCAGCGAGAUGAAAAAAAUAGAUACAAUAGAAAAGAGGAAGAAAAGAUUCAAAAAGAAUUUCACUUGGAUAACGGAGAAAAUAAAAAAAUAUAUUUUGAUAAAAAUAAGUUGAAACAUAAUUAUAAUGAAAAAGAAACAAAAUAUUGUUAUUAUAAUAACAAAGAAGAGAGAUAUUACCACUUUGAUGAAGAAAGAUACAAUUGUUAUGAAGAAAAAUGUAAUCAUUACAAUGAAAAAAAGUUAAAACAUUAUGAUAAAACAAAAUAUAAAUAUUAUGAUGAAGAAAGACAAUACGUUCAUUAUAAUGAAGAAAAUGAUUAUUAUCAUAGUGAUAAAGAAAAAAAAUAUAAUUAUUAUGAUGAAGAAGAAAAAUUUAAUCAUCCUAAUGAAGAAAAAUUAAAACAUUACAACGAAAAAAGAGAAUAUGAUAUUUAUGAUGAAGAAAAAAAAAGGUAUUAUAAUGAAAAUAAAUAUUAUAAUUAUGAUAUAGAAAAAAUAAAUAAUUAUAAAGAUGAAGAAAAAAAAUAUUAUUAUAAUCAUAAUAGUGAGGAUAAAUAUUAUAAUACUUGUAUAAACAAAGAGAAUAAAUAUGAAAAUAUUCAUAGAGAAGAAGAAAAAUAUUAUAAUGAAGAAAAUAAAAAGUAUUAUAAUAUAGAAAAAGGAAAAGAAAUUUAUAAGAAGGAUGCAAGAAAAAAAUUUAGUAAUUAUGAACAAAAAAAAGUUUAUAACCACAAAGAUUUAGAAAAUUUUUCUCAUAAAUACAAAAUGAAUAAAAUAUAUAAUUUUACUAAAGAAGAUAAAAGUCAUAUAAACACUGAAAAUAAACUAAAAAAGAAUUUUGUUGAAUUUUCUCAUAAUUCUUCUGAUUACAUAAAAAAAAAAAAUUACAUAAAAAUUUCUAAUGAGGAUAAAAAUUUAUACAAUUUAAAAUAUUCUAAUAGAUAUUUAACAACUUAUGAAAAAAUAGACAGAAUUAUUCUAUCAACUAAUUUAUUAAAUAAAUUUUUUUUAUAUAAAUUUAAUAUUUACUUUUUUUUAUUUAAAGACUUUUUUUUAAAAAGUAAUAGACCAAUAUUUAAGAAAUAUAACAAGAUAUGGGAUCAAGUUAUACCAAUUUUUAAAAAUGAAGAAAAUAAUUUGUUAGUUAAGAAAAAUAUAGAGAAAAAUUAUAAGUCGGAUUUUAAUGAAGCAACAAAAUUAUAUACUCAAGAAACUUUAAUAAACAAUAAGAAUCAUAAAAAAGAAGAAGAUGUUAUAUUUAGCAAUAUAGACAGAGAAAAAAUAAAAACAAAAAGAGAAGAACCUUACAAGAAUAUUUUGAAUAAAAAGAAAAAUGAAGCAAAAACAUUAGAUGCAAAUGUUGUUCACAAAGAAGAACAAACGAAAGAUAAAAGAAUGAUACAUAAAAAUAUCAAUUAUAUCAAAAAUUUAUAUAAAAAUAAGGUUUUAAAUAAUACAUUAAUUGAUAGUUUUAACGAUGUAGAUUUAAAUGAUCAAAGAAGAAAAAAAAAAUAUUUGAAGUUUUUUGUUAUUUUACUAUCCUUAUUCUUAAAAAAAUAUAUGUAUAAGCAGUUUUCAAAAUUUUUUUUUAUUAUAGGAUCAUUAAGUAGAAAACAUGUAGAAAAAAGAGAAAUAAGGAAGUAUAUUAAUAUGAAAAUUUAUUCUUUAUCUUUAUUAGAAACAAUUUUAAAUAAAAAAAAAAAGGAAAUUUCUAUACUAUUUUUCAAUGAAUUGAAAAGAAUAAACAAAAAUUCUAAAAAAGAUAUGCAAGAUAAAAAUAGUAAAUUAAAUUUUACAAAAAUUUUAACAAAAAAAUAUAAAUCAAAAAAGAAUUUUGAAAAUUUGUGUUUUGGAAAACCUAAAAUAUAUGGCACAGAUGAUUUUACCAUAUAUUACAAAAAAAAAAUAUUAAAAGAAAAAGAUGAAAUAUUUCAAAAGUGCUUGUUAAGAUCAAAAUCAGAUUCUUUAUUGGAUUUUUUAAAAUAUUCUAGAAUAAAUAAGUUUUCGAGAAAACUUUCGAAAAAUUUAUCGAAGAAUUUUUCAUUUGUAAUUAAUGAUGAUAUAAAAAGCUCCAAUUUACUUGAGCGAUUUUAUACAGCUACUUAUAAUUUAAAUUCUAAUAGUUUAAAUAAGAAUAUAUAUAAGAGUAAAUUUCAUUUGUCUUACUAUGAGAAUAUAAAUGACAACAAUUUUAAAUACACUAAUAUUCAAAAUAUAAAUAAUUAUAGUAAUAAAAAAAAGCAAAUCUAUAUGAAUUUCAAAAAAAAAGAUUACGAAAUUAUAUCAAAUAAUAUUGAUUCGAAUAGUUUACUGGAUAAUACAAGCGAACAUUCGGUAGACGAAAGGAAAGAAAUAAAUAGUUUCAUAAAUAUAAGUAAAGAAAUAAAAGAUUCAAGUGAUGAAGAUAUAAAUGAUAAGAAUUGCAGAAUAUUUUUUAAAAACCUUAAAAAAAAGUUAAAAAUAAAUUACAAAAAAACAGUAGCCAUUAAUAAUAAAGACGAGGAUUUAAGUCUAAGUGAUUUAAAUAGUACUAUCGGUCUUUCGAAAAAUGAUAAAACACAUUUAUUUGAUAACAGUCAAAUAAAUCUUCAUGAUAAUUCUAUUACUAAUUUGAAUUUUUUAACUAAUUCAGAUUUAUGUUUAAUAAAUAAUUUUCCUGGAAAAUUUUCAAAAUAA
Molecule: messenger RNA, 3309 nt
Organism: Plasmodium gallinaceum
Lineage: Eukaryota; Apicomplexa; Aconoidasida; Haemosporida; Plasmodiidae
Product: conserved Plasmodium protein, unknown function
Exons: 2
Coding region: 1-3309 (1102 amino acids)
Source: RefSeq, a predicted model, not a curated record